Messenger RNA from Panonychus citri (citrus red mite), 2048 nucleotides. RefSeq lists its product as uncharacterized. The coding region runs from base 383 to 1570 and encodes 395 amino acids. Lineage: Eukaryota; Metazoa; Arthropoda; Arachnida; Trombidiformes; Tetranychidae. The record is from RefSeq and is a predicted model, not a curated record. The transcript has 2 exons.
ACUCUGUGAAGAUGAAAACAAUCAAUGAUUAAUUUUGUGUUUCUCUUUUUAAUUUAAUGACAAUUAGUGAAUUUGGAGUAAUUGUUUCUUUCUCUUUUUCUAAAUUGUGAAUUAAAAGAAUCACCAGAUUGUGUUGUACACCAUUUGAAAUUGUUUCGAUUACUCUUGAAAUAAAUUGUUCUAAAAGUGGAAGGAAAAAAAAUUCUAUUGGAAAAGAAAAAGGUACAAAAAAUUAUGAUUCUAUUUGAUUAUAUUGGUUUGUCUUUCCAUUUGAUCUCUACGUAAAUAAAAUGGAUUUAUCAUUGGCUGUGAAUUAUUUAUCAUUAAAUUAUCAUCAACAUCGUCAUCACUCAUUACUAAAACUACUGUUGCAGUUACAACCAUGGAUUUGGUUAAAAUGUCAUUUGGUUGUCAGAUGAAAAUCAAAGGUUUCAUUUUGAUAAUUUUAUGUCUCAUAUUAUCAACUUUAUUUUAUUGUCUUGUUGGUGAUCAAAAGCCACUCGAGGGGAUCAUUUAUGAUAAUCAUCUAUCUCAAAGUUUGGUUAAGAUAAAGAAUGUUGUGGUUCCUGCAGUUGAAGAGAAUAGAAAUUAUUACCUUUCCAGUAACACCCAACAGCAAACAACUUCCGAAUUAAAGGAGAAAUACCUCAAGAAUCUUGGAUUUAUUUCUAAUCCAAGAUUAUUUCCUAAUUCUAAAUGGGCCAAUGUUACCUUACCCGUUUUUGUCACUGCCAUAAAGAGUAACGAGAUCCAUUUUAUCAGAGAAUUGGUUCAAUCAUUGCAAGAAAAUUAUUCGCAAGCUUCAUUACUCACUUACCUUCUCAACAUGGAUGAGGAUGAAACGGAGAUCGUUACCCAAUUUUGUAAUUCAUCUGUAUCUUGUUACACUCGAAAAUUUACCUUUGAAAAUUUCCCUCUCCAUGUGAACGAUCUCAAACUGUUCGCAUUUCGUCCAAUAAUAAUACAACAAGUUCUAGAUCAAGCGGGCUCCGUUCUAUGGAUUGAACCAGGUUAUCAAUUGUUACCUUCAUCCAUCCCAAAGAUAAAUAAAGCAAUCGAAGCAGCAAAGAAAGAGGGUAUUCAAUGUUGGACAAUCGAUGAGCCCACAACCGCCAUGACCCAUCCAAGGAUGUUUGAACAUUUUCAUACUUCUCCUGAAAAUUAUUAUUUCCAUCGGAUGAUUGAACCAUCGGUGAUUGUCUUAUAUAAUAUUGAUAAAGUUCAUACACAAUUAAUGUUACCAUGGAUAAAAUGUGUUCUAACAAUUGAUUGUAUCGCACCAGUUGGAGCUCAAAGUUAUGGUUGUAGAUAUGAUAAAAGGCCAUUAUAUCGUUACUCUGGUUGUCAUCAUUACGACUUAUCUGCUUUAAGUAUUAUUUUAGGUUAUAUGUACAAUUAUCGUUCUGAACCUUAUUCGAUGGAUGAAGAGUAUAAAUUCUUCACCAUAAUUGCAUCAGAAGAAGGUGAUGACUCUAAGUCAACCAAAAAUUCACUAGAAUAUCUUGGAAUUGAUCCUCUAACUCGUCACAAAUCAAGAAUAAGGAGAAACAAAUUUCCAAUGGACAAUUAAAUUAAUUUAAACAUUUAUCUCAUCUUUAAAACAGUCAAAACAGUAACAAAAAAGAUCACAAGGAGUAACUAAACUUAGAUAAUGAUUGUCAAUCCUUCGCAUCUUUAAUCAUCAUCAAUUCAUCGUAACUAAAUGAAGAAACGCGAGAUUAAUUUAAGUAUUUGGAGAGAUUUUCCUUCCUCUAAUUAUAACUAUUAAUCCAUUAACAAUUAUGUAAAACCAUCCAAAGAGAAAAAAGAUUUCAUCUUCAUCAACAGUAGCAAAUCAAUUGGAAAUUUAAACUUAAUCAUCUUCUUAUCCAUUUAAACUGUUUUACGAGACUUAAUUGUUAAACUCGAUCUGAUUAGUCUCAGUUCACGUGUAAAUUUAAUUGUAAAAUGGUUGUUUUUUUCGUUUUAAUUUUUUGUUUUCCUUUUCUACUACAAUCGAAAUCACUUCUGUAAUUUUGUUCUCAAUAAACCCGAAAGUAUAAUCUUAA